Ooceraea biroi (clonal raider ant) is the source of this 2724-nucleotide messenger RNA. RefSeq lists its product as uncharacterized. Lineage: Eukaryota; Metazoa; Arthropoda; Insecta; Hymenoptera; Formicidae. The record is from RefSeq and is a predicted model, not a curated record.
AUACAUUAAUGUUAAUUAAACAAUUUUAUAUUGGAAAAUACGCUAGAAGAAAAAUAUUAUGUAAUAUUCUUUAUUCGAAGAAGGAGAUAGGAAGAAUCAUUUUGAUAUUUUGCCAAAUGCGUGUGGAAGUUCGAACAAGAGUGACUUGUAUGGAUACUCAAUUUUUUUACAUUCAUCGAAUUUCUCUGGUCGCAAUUGGGUUAUGGCCUUACCAUCGAACAAUGCUUGUUCAACUUCAGUCUUGUGUGUUUUCUUUUAUUAUGAUUAGCUGUAUUAUAUUUCAGCUUACAACAUUUCUAACUACAGAAUGGACUAUUGACUUUAUCAUUGAAGUUCUUUCUACAUCGCUUGUUGUUUUUUUGUGCGCGAUUCAAUAUAAUUUUAUUUGGAUUAACACACAUGUUGUGAAACAUAUAUUGGAAAACCUUCAGUAUGUCUGUAGCGAGUUAAAAGACGAAAACGAAAUUGCUAUAAUAAAAAGAUAUGGACACGUAGCAAAAUGUAUUUCAAUUGGAUUAACGUUGUUGGCGAUGUGCGGUUUGUUCAUCUUAACUCUUAGUCCAAUUCUGCCGCGGAUUUUUGGCUUUUUUUUCCUCGUAAAUGAAUCCGAGUCAUAUCGCAAUAUAUAUAUCAGGACUGAAUAUUUUGUCGAAGAAGAAAAAUAUUUUUAUUUUAUUUUGCUGCAUCUGUACGCAGCCCAAUACAUAGCAAUAGGUACAUUAAUAGGAGGAGGAAUAUUGGUGAUAGGAUACUCUACAUAUUUUUGUGGAUUAUUUAACGUUGCCCGUUACCGUAUCGAACAUGCAAUGCGGAUAAAUAGUGACGAAGUAACUAAUUGAAAGAACAAGAGGGAAAUCGACAAGAAGAUAAGUCAUGCAGUGGACAUUCAUCGCACAGUUCUUGAGUUUAUUGAAAUCUUUCUAUAUAACUUCGAGGGAACAUAUCUUCUUAUAAUAGCGAUUAUUGUAAUUUGUUUGAGUCUUAAUCUGUUUGGAGUAAGAAUUUUAGUAAAAAACUAAAUCUUAUAAUUAUUAAAUUUUUUCUUCACCACUGCAACAAGACAUUUAAAUUGAUAGGAUUUGGAGCUGUAGAAAACUAUACGUAGACGAUCCAAAAGUAAUGAGAUUGGUUCUGCUAGAAAACUUAAAAGAAUGCAAAGUAACUAUAUACCCACAACACUACACACUUGUAUCUGAGAAUAUAUUUUCUAUCAACUUUGAAAAUUCUAUUCAUCGAUCACCGAUUCACCGAUCGGUUCAGUUAGUGACCAUUAAUGAUCGAUCGCGUAAAUAUUGUUUGCAAUUUACCCCCGGAAAAGAAUAUGGAGAAACAAAGUGACCAACGUUAUGCGAUUCUAUUUUAAUGUUCUGUUAAAGAAAUCGGCUUCGGAUGCUUAUGCGAUGUUAUAAGAAGUUUUUAAAGAACAUUAUUAAUAUCACUUGCAAUAUGUUUUCGUUGGUAUGUCGCGUUUCUGGCCGGGAGUUCCGGUCGUGAGAGCACAGAAUACGAGGGGUCAAAGGCGAGGAUUAAAUAGAUUGCAAAACAAUGAAGGCGCAGUGCAAACAGCUUUUCAAAGAUAGCUUAGAUUUCAUCUUCCAAAAGUGAAAAACGCGCUGGGAAAAGUUCGAUGCAUUCAAUGGAGUUCUAGUUUCUUAGAAAAGAAACAUUGUAAAUUUAGAUUAAAAAUAUAGUUUUGUAUUUUUUAUAGCAUUUGUCUCAUUACUUUAUGGACCGCCCUCGUAAGUAGAAUGAGAUAACAAUAAGUGUGUAUGUGUUGAAUUUAUCUUAUUAGUAGAAUCAUUAAAUAUAUAAGAUAUUUCAUGUGAGAAACAUGUUGCUAAUUGACAAAUAAUUUAAAAGAUCUAUAUACAUAUAUAUAUGUAUAUAUAAAUUCUUUAAUAAUAUCUAUUAUAAAAAAGUGUAUGUGUAAUAUAUUAUUUUAGAUCUUUCACGCCAUUGGUUUUGUAUUUAGGUUGGAAAAGUUUCUAUUACACUGUGGGUUUACGCUUAGCACUUUAACAUGUUCAUUAGGAAUCAACUGCAUGGGUCAAGCGAUUACAGAUCACUACAAUUACAUAUUUUUAACGGCGUAAGAUUUAACGGCGUAAUAAACUAAAGUCGUCAAUAUUAAAUUUAUACAAAUAUAUUAACAUACGCGUGAAUAACAAUCAACGUGAUAUUGCACAUAUAAUAUUUGCCAACAUCGUCUAUACAAUAUGUAUUUCUAUCCUACGUUUUUUACCAUCAACAUUUUUCAUAUUUUAAAUUAUCAUUUUCAAAUACUCAUUUUAUUAUUUACCUAUUAUUUCGCAGAUAUAACGUCCGAUGGUACAUUGCACCCGUACGCGUGCAAAGAUUAAUAUUGUUUCUUUUGCAAAAAGGUACUAAGUCUUAUAGCAUGAAAUUCGGUGGUGUUUAUACAAUGUCUUUAGAAAGCUUUGCCUCGGUAAAACUAUUACACAUUAUGCGUCAAUAUGUAUAUAUAGUAUACAUGAGAUAUGUAUGUACUAAAAACGAAAAUGACGAUUUCAUUGCAGCUAUCAACUACAUCAAUAUCGUAUUUUACUGUUAUAUAUUCUAUACAAAAGUGAUAUUACUAUGAAUCAGCUAAUUAUGUUAAAACCAACUAGUAAACUCGAAAGUAGGAACUUUCUUAAACGUUCCGUUCUUAAAUAAUUGGUGCUUGUAAUUGUCAGAAAAUGAAUAAAGAGAAUGAAACAUCUC